Messenger RNA from Saccharomycopsis crataegensis, 3669 nucleotides. RefSeq names its product cytoskeletal protein-binding protein. Lineage: Eukaryota; Fungi; Ascomycota; Saccharomycetes; Ascoideales; Saccharomycopsidaceae. Gene Ontology annotation, molecular function: ubiquitin binding; identical protein binding; cytoskeletal protein binding. The record is from RefSeq and is a predicted model, not a curated record. The transcript has a single exon. Bases 1 to 3669 code for a protein of 1222 amino acids.
AUGUCUUACGUUGGGGUGUAUAAGGCGGUAUAUGCCUAUUCUCCCGCUACCGAAGAAGAAUUGGCAAUUGAAGAAGGUGAUAUUCUUUAUGUCAUUGAAAAAUCAAACACUGACGAUUGGUGGAAAGUGAAGAAGAGAAUGGUUGGCUCAGACGUCGAGGAACCAAGCGGCCUCGUUCCUUCCACUUAUAUAGAACCAGCAGCAACUAUUGGCAGUGCUUCUGCUUUGUACGAUUAUACAAAACAAACCGAAGAGGAGUUAUCGUUCCACGAAGGCGAUCAUUUCCACGUUUACGAUACCAGUGAUGGUGAUUGGAUUUUGGUAUCUGAUGAUGCUGAAUCAUCAUUCGGGUUUGUUCCGGCAAAUUAUAUCGAGGUUUCCACUGGUGAAAAUUCUGCUCCUUCCAAUGCAAACAAAUCAUUGCCAGCUCAGCCAGUAAUCAAUACUAACAAUGCGGUGCUGCAAAUGUCAUCGUUUGCACCACCUCCAGCUCGCUACGAUAGGCAAGCCAUGGCCGAUAAGCUUUCCAGAGAAGCAUCUGAAAGCGAAGAAAGAGAACAUGCCAAAUCAAGGCAAUCCAUAAGCCGUCACUCUCGUAAUAGUUCCUAUGGCGAUGAUGAUUAUGAAUCUGCGGGUGAAUUGCCGCCUGAUAAGCCAAAAAGACCAAGUAACGCCAACAGAUCAUCGUCCUUGCAUAAUAAACGGGGUGACAGACAAAGAGUGACAAACGAUAGCGUUCCAAGAAUUGAUGACGAUGAUGAUUUGGAUAGAAAUAGAGAUAGAAAUCAAAAUGGAAACCUGGAUAUUUAUACCUGGAAUGUCGCUGAAGUUGAAGGAAAGAAAAAGAAGAAAUUAACUAUAGGAAUCGGAAAUGGUAAAAUUUAUUUCAGUCCAGAUCCUUCCAAUGAUGAUGAGCCAAGAAGUUGGUCAGCAGACAAGUUGAUUUCUUUUUCGUCCGAAAAAAAGCAUGUGUUUUUAGAUUUCAAAGGCCCUCCAGCCUCCAUCGAAAUUCAUGCUGGUUCUAAAGACAAAGCCAGAGAAAUCUUGUCGUUACUUGGAGAGGUCUCUGGGGCAAUUUCUACUGCGGCUUUAGAGGAAGUUAAAGCUGCUUCUAAACCUACUGCUAACGGUUAUAAAACUGGUCUGGUAUUGUACGAUUUCAAAGCUCAAAACAAAGAUGAACUCAAUGCUAAGGAUGGAGAUUUGGUUUAUAUUGUUAAUGAUAAAAAAUCUCCAGAUUGGUGGUUAGUGGAAAAUAUUGAUACUGGUAAACGAGGAGUUAUUCCAUCUACUUAUGUCAAUGUUGGCGGAGAAAAUAAGCGCUUUACUUUGGGUGACAUUGGCAAAAAAACCAAAGAUUCAAUGAAAAGCAAAAAAACAAAGGCAAGGGAAUUACAAGAGCUGAGGGAUAGGGAGCAUGAAAGAGAACGGGAAAGAAGAGAACGGGAAAAAGAACGGGAAAGAAGAGAACGGGAAAAGGAACGGGAAAAGGAACGGAACAGAGAACGGGAAAGAAGAGAACGGGAUAGAGAGCAUGAUAGAGAGUAUGAGGGAAGGGACCGUGAAAGAAGAAAGAAGGAAUCAAAAUCUACUAAAUCCAAAGCCAAGCCGAAUCCAAAUAAAAUUAGAACUUGGGUUGACAAAUCUGGAUCAUUUAAAGUUGAAGCUGAGUUCAUUGGUUGUGUGGAAGGUAAAAUCCAUUUGCAUAAAUCCAACGGUGUUAAAAUUGCAGUGGCAGCUGAUAAAUUGGCAUUGCCAGAUAUUGAAUAUGUCGAACGUGUUACUGGUUUCUCAUUAGAUAAUUACAAACCAAAGAAGAAAGAAAAAUCUUCGCGUUCCAAAGAAAAAGAAAGAAAGCCUUCAUCAUCCAAUAUCCCAUCCACAAAGCAAGAAGAAUAUGAUUGGUUUGAUUUCUUCCUUAAUUGUGGGGUUGAUUUGAAUCAAUGCCAACGCUACACCACCAAUUUUGAAAAAGAACAACUCGAUGAAAGUUCCCUUGAAGAUGUCACUCCUUCGCUAUUGCGUAACUUGGGCUGUAGGGAAGGAGAUAUUAUUAGGAUCAUGAAGUUUUUGGACAAUAAAUUCAACAGAAGCAAACCGGAAGUUGCUAGUGCUCCUGCUGCUGCUGCUGCCACUGUUCCUCCAGAAACCGCUCCUAGACCUCAACCUCCAAGAAUUGAUUCUAAGAAUUUGAAUGGUGUUACUGAUGACGAUGCCUGGACAAUCAAACCAUCGGUUGCCCAAACUGAAAAUAAACCAAAAUCGAUAUCUGCACCACCACCAACUACCACGUCUCAACCACAAAUCACUGGGUCAUUGCAAGACUUGGUUGAUCUUAAGCCAUUAGAUUCUAAUUACGUCGCCUCUGCUGACCCACUCAAGAACAAUACUGCAGUUCCUGCAAUUGCUCCAACCAAAACUGGAUCCUCCAUCCAACUAGGCCAGCAAAAAACUGGAUCAUCUUUAGUUAACCAACUUCUUUCUCAAAAGACUGGCUCUAGUAUUAAAUCACAACGUACUGGUUCUUUACAACCUCUUGAUCCAUUCAAAACCGGUGGCCAUAAUAUAUUACCAAUGGCCACUGGAGCCCCAAUCGUCAUGCCAAACGCUACUGGAGGUGCCUCGGUUUUCGUGCCAAUCCAAACUAUGCAACCGGUGUUGGUUGGUCAACCUACUGCCAAUUUCAACCCAGGAAAUGGUGCCUCCAUCAUGCCUUUACAACCGGCUAGGACCAAUAAUGGACCAGUGGUAUCGGUUACUACUGGUGGGGCCAUGCCACAAACCUCUUUUGGUACUGUGACCUCGAUCACCACUAGUAAUGGGGUUGUUUCUGUGACCACUGGUGGGGCCAUGCCACAAACCUCUUUUGGAUCAUUCCAACCACAACAAGUCACUGGAGGGGUGAUGCCAAUGAUGCAAACUGGCGGUGCUAUUCCAAUGAUGCAAACUGGUGGCGCUAUGCCAAUGGUGCAAACUGGAGGUGCUAUGCCAAUGAUGCAAACUGGAGGUGCUAUGCCAAUGACUUCUUUUGGUACCUUCCAACCACAGCAGCAGCAAGUCACUGGAGGAAUUAUGCCAAUGCAAAUGACUUCCAACGGGUUUCAACCGCAACAAAUGACUGGUGGAGCCAUGCCAACCACCUCAUUUGGGUCAUCGCCAUUUGGUCAACCACAACAACAACAACAAUUCCCACAAACCUCUUUCGGAAACCAAAUGAAUUCCAUGACCAAUAUGUUCCAGAAUACUUCACUCACCGGCCAGCAGCAACAACAACAACCAUCAGGAGUUGCUUCUUUGAACAUGUUGCAUAAUAUGCAAGCCCAACAACAACACCAACAACAAUUACAACAAGCACAGAUGACAGGAGCCCAAUUAUUCCAAAACCAAUUUGCCCCAUCGCAAACUGGGUUUGGUGGUCCUCAAACAUCAUUUGGUCAACCAUUAACUAGUUUUGGUCAGCCAACAACAACGUCAUUUGGAGCUCAACCACCAACCAGUUUUGGUGUUGGAGGAGUACAAACUGCAUCGCAACAAGCAUUCACUAAUAGUUUAAUGGGAAAUGAAGUCAAUAAUGGCUCAUCAACCGGAAACAAUAAUAUUUUUGGUAACAAUGGGCAAAUGUUGACAUCACAACCAACUGGGUUUGGGUUUGGUAAUGGACCAAAUUGA